UGCACUUUGUAGGGGCCACGCCAUCAUCGAUCUAAUAAGUCCAAGUUAAGACGAUGAACGGCGAACUCUUCUUACACGCGCCCACCACCACCACCACUAACUUUUUGCUUCCAAAAAAAUCCCAAACGGCGUCGUCGGAGACACUGGACCCAUCACAGAAGCUACGACGCUACGAAACGGCGCUGGAAGGAAUCGCCGCGGUCGUGGGAGAACACGUCCUCUUCGGAACCACGUUGUCGCAUGUUUCUGAGACUCCGAAGAAGACAAAUGGCGUGUCGUCGUCGUUGAGCAAGAGCUACAGAGGAGUAAGGAAGCGACCGUGGGGGAGGUGGUCAGCGGAGAUACGCGACCGCAUCGGGCGGUGCCGCCACUGGCUGGGGACUUUCGACACGGCGGAGGAGGCGGCGCGUGCGUACGACGCGGCGGCGAGGCGCAUGAGAGGCGCGAAGGCGAGGACCAACUUCAAGAUACCCUCGGUGUUGCCACUUUCUCCGGAAGGGGUUCAUGGUAGUGCCGUGAAGCCGAAAACCGCGCGAAGCAACGCUAGGAAGUGUUCUUCCGUGGAACAAUUGUUCAGUGGGGUGCCUCAACUUCGAAAAGAUGAUGGUAUCGGCGAGAAUGGGAAUGUGGAGGUCGAUUUGAAGCUGGGUGUGAACUUUGGUGUUACGAGCUCUAGAAUGGUGCUUUAGGUUAAAAUAGUGAAAGUAGUAUAUUGUAGUGUACAAAUGUUAUGUCUCAUUUUGCUAUUAUGCUAGUGCCCCUUCCUUUGGUUUCUUUUAGUUUGUGGGGUUUAGUGAUUAAUUUGGGUGUGCAAUCAAUGUUCUCACUAAACCUGGAAAAUUAUAUAUGUACUUGAAUGAGUCAAGAGCUUUGUUUUUUGAGGUAUAUGAAUGAAUGUUGCAUACAAUCA
Molecule: messenger RNA, 910 nt
Organism: Glycine soja
Lineage: Eukaryota; Viridiplantae; Streptophyta; Magnoliopsida; Fabales; Fabaceae
Product: ethylene-responsive transcription factor ERF084-like
Exons: 1
Coding region: 54-689 (211 amino acids)
Biological process (GO): regulation of DNA-templated transcription
Molecular function (GO): DNA binding; DNA-binding transcription factor activity
Source: RefSeq, a predicted model, not a curated record